CAUCGUCUCGUUGCAAUUGUGAUACAUAUACACAUAUUUGAGUCCCUGGACUGUGAGGUUCCUGACUCUAGAUCAGCUGAACGUUCAGAAUCAUGGCUGCUCCGCACGAAUCCAAGCCGGGACAAGUGUCCAUCUCUCCCCUUCUCAAGAGACUCGCCUACCCCGCUACAGAGAUCCAGGUUACCGCGACCGAGAUUGCCGCCGCUUUUGCCCUGAUCUUCGAAGAUGGGCUCUCGCAGAUUCAGACUGCUGCGCUUCUGACGCUAUUGCAUUCUACCGGACUCGACCGCGAUGCGGAAGUUAUCGCGAAAUGCUCCCACCGCAUGAGAGAAGCUGCUGUCCAGGUCGACAAAGCUUCUCUGAGGGCGGCUAUCAAGUCCCGCGCUAAGAAGGAGGGGCAAUAUAGAGGUGGUCUAUGUGACAUUGUCGGAACUGGAGGUGACUCGCAUUCCACUUUCAACAUCUCCACCACCUCCUCCAUCAUCGCUUCUCCCCUCCUCCUCACAGCCAAGCAUGGCAACCGCGCACAAACAUCCUUCUCCGGGUCCGCCGACGUCUUGCAAGCUGUUGCUCCGGUUCCUCCGAAGAUCGAAGCCGUCAACGCCGAGAACCUGAGCAAGGUGUACGCGGCGACCAAUUACUCGUUCCUGUUUGCGCCCAACUUCCACCACGGGAUGAGAUACGCCGAUACUGUGCGACGUGGCCUUGGCCUUCGGACUAUUUUCAACCUCAUGGGACCCCUGGCCAACCCUGUUGAUUGGGCCAUCGAGGCCCGCAUCGUGGGUGUGGCCUACCAGAGCCUGGGCCCCGUCUUCGUGGAGGCGCUGCGCCAGAACGGGUGCAAGAAGGCAUUGGUCGUCUGCGGUGCAGAAGAUCUGGAUGAGAUCAGCUGCGCUGGCCCCACGAACUGCUGGAGACUGUCGGAGUACCCCAACGCUGCAUACAAGCAGCCAGAGAACGAGGACGAGGAAUGCUCCUGUGACGAGGACCAUAACCCCCGCACUCUGGUCAAGAUGGAAAUGUUCCAGCUGCACCCGUCCGACUUUGGGUUGAAGGCCUACCCGCUGACGGAGGUCUUCGGAAGGAAGAUGCCCAAGGACAAUGCUGAGAAGCUCAUGAGCAUCCUGCGCAACGAACUGCCCCGUGACGACCCGAUUCUGAGCUUCGUGCUCCAGAACGUGGCUGCCCUACUGGUUACUUCUGGUAUCUGCGAGGCGGAAACCAGCAACAUGGGCCCUGGCGAUGAUGGCCAGGUGAUCACCGAGCGCGGCCCUGGAGGCGGACGCUGGAAGGAAGGCGUCCGCCGGGCACGCUGGUGCAUCGAGAGCGGCGCCGCUCUCCGGAGCUUCGAGCAUUUUAUCGAAGUGACAAACCAGCUCUGAGUGAGUUGUAGAUGAUGUGUAUGCGGUAUACAUUUUCGGGGUUUUUUAUAACGCACAAACGUUGGGAAAUUGAACAAACCCCAUCGUUUUCGAAUAGACCAAACGGUCGAAUUUCAACAAUUAAUUCGUGGAUAGCAUAGGAUAGCGC
Messenger RNA from Aspergillus homomorphus CBS 101889, 1530 nucleotides. RefSeq names its product anthranilate phosphoribosyltransferase. Gene Ontology annotation, molecular function: anthranilate phosphoribosyltransferase activity. The record is from RefSeq and is a predicted model, not a curated record. The transcript has 2 exons. Bases 93 to 1382 code for a protein of 429 amino acids. Lineage: Eukaryota; Fungi; Ascomycota; Eurotiomycetes; Eurotiales; Aspergillaceae. Gene Ontology annotation, cellular component: cytosol. Gene Ontology annotation, biological process: L-tryptophan biosynthetic process.